This is a messenger RNA of Scomber japonicus (chub mackerel), 1818 nucleotides long. RefSeq names its product zinc finger protein ZFP2-like. The transcript has 3 exons. Gene Ontology annotation, molecular function: DNA-binding transcription factor activity; RNA polymerase II cis-regulatory region sequence-specific DNA binding. The record is from RefSeq and is a predicted model, not a curated record. NCBI's taxonomy places the organism in Eukaryota, Metazoa, Chordata, Actinopteri, Scombriformes, Scombridae. Bases 184 to 1818 code for a protein of 544 amino acids. Gene Ontology annotation, biological process: regulation of transcription by RNA polymerase II.
ACAAAGUAGGACCACAUUUUUUCUAACCCUUUCCUCUUUGUCCGUCCAGAGCUCCCACAGCAACAAGAGGAGGAGGAGGGGGAGGUUCUCAAUGAUGAGCAGCUGUGCAACCAUGAGAGGAACUCCAGUUUGGACCAAGAGCCUCCACAAGUUAAAGAGGAAAAGGAGGAGCUUUGCAACAAUAUGGAGAUAGAACAGCUGGUGGUGAAGCAGGAGACUGAAACCUUGAUGCCGACUGCUGCUUGUGAGGAAAGUGACAACAGUGAAGAGCAGACUCUAGACUUCAUGAUUGAGAAUGUUGUCAGCUUGUCAGUUAAAAGGUCUGAGGUACCAGAAACAAACAGUGAUGACCAGCUCCUCUCUCAUAACUCUCAUGUAGCUGAGAGUCAAGAUCACAAAGGAGACAAACAAGGAGACUCAGGAUCUACUACAAAUACAGAGACAAAACCACAGAAGAGACAUUAUAAAACUAGAAGUCACGGUGACAAUGUACGUAGCCCUACCACAUCAAAGAUUCAGCAGGAUACUGGAACAGGUAAAAAGGUUUUGAAGUGUGACACUUGUGGAAAAGCUUUCAAGUAUAUUUCUCACUUGAAAGUACACCACAGAGUCCACACAGGUGAGAAGCCGUACACACGUGACACUUGUGGGAAAACCUUUCACCAAAUGGCAAAAAUGGAAAGUCAUAGCAGAACACACACAGAUGAGAAGCCGUACCCAAGUAACACUUGUGAGAAAAGAUUCUCUAAGAAGAAGGUAUUAAAACAGCAUAUGAAAGUCCACACAAGUGAGAAGCCGUAUCCGUGUGACACUUGUGGAAAAGCUUUCAAGUAUCUUUCUUACUUGAAAGUACACCACAGAGUCCACACAGGUGAGAAGCCGUAUUCGUGUGACACUUGUGGGAAAAGAUUUCGUGAAGUGACAGACGUGAAAAGGCAUAUGAUAGUCCACACAGGUGGGAAGCCAUACCCUUGUGACACUUGUGGAAAAACUUUCAAGUAUAUUUCCCAGUUGAAAUUACACCACAGAGUCCACACAGGUGAGAAGCCGUACACAUGUGAUACUUGUGGAAAAGCUUUCAAGUAUAUUUCUCACUUGAAAGUACACCACAGAGUCCACACAGGUGAGAAGCCGUUCACAUGUGACACUUGUGGGAAACGAUUCUCUUAUCCGUCUGUAUUACACAAACAUAUGAAAGUCCACACAGAUGAGAAGCCGUUCCCAUGUGACACUUGUGGGAAGAGAUUUCGGGAAAUGACAAAAGUGAAAAGGCAUAUGAGAGUCCACAGAGGUGAGAAGCCAUACGCGUGUGACACUUGUGGAAAAAGAUUUACUCAAGUGGAAAAAAUGAAAAGGCAUAUGACAGUCCACACAGGUGAGAAGCCAUACCCAUGUGACACUUGUGAGAAAAGAUUUUCUGAUGUGAGCACUCUAGAACGCCAUAUGAGCAUUCACACAGGUGAGAAGCCAUACCCUUGUCACACUUGUGGGAAACGAUUCUCUCAUCUGUCUGUAUUACACAAACAUAGGAAAGUCCACACAGGUGAGAAGCCGUUCCCAUGUGACACUUGUGGCAAGAAAUUUAGUGAUAUGACAAAAGUGAAAAGGCAUAUGAGAGUCCACACAGGUGCAAAGGUAAAAGUCAUAAUGAACAACCCCAAACACCCUCUGUACAACAUCUUCAAAGCGCAGGAGAGCAACUGUGGCAGUGAGAGGCUCAUCUCACUGCACUCUCCAAACCCUGAAGGGGCAGUCCACCUUUUUCCAGAAGAGCACCAUGGCCUCAAAUUUGGAGGUGCUGACUAUCAUCCAAACUGA